AUGAGUUUCUUUUAAAAGUAAUUGAAGAGUGGGGAUCAAUAGAAUAAUUCGGUUUAUUAGAUAAUUUGGUUCAAAGACUUUACAAAUAAUGAAUAAUGGAAAAUUAAAUAAGGUCUAGUUGUUACUAUAAUUUAGAUUUCAUCCAAUUGUUUUUCAAAUAAUCUUGUUUCUUUUUGUAAGUAAGUUCUAAUCUAAUUGUGGGUUCAAGAAAAAGAUCUAAAAAUUAGAAACCUUUUAAAAAAUGAAAAAUGGAUAAGUAUGUAAAUGCAAAUUUUGUAGAAGGAUUGGUAGACUUAACAAGAUAGAAUUGUGGAGAGAAUGUAGGAAAUGUUGAGCAGAAUUGAUGAAUUAUAAGAAUAAAUUUCUCACGAGGCUAAUCUCAACAAGCGAGAUCUAAACCUUAAAGAACUUGACGAAACAACAGAGCAAUUAUAUUAAUAAAUUGAAAAUAUCAGUGAAAUGGGGUAAUAAUUGAGACUGCUAACUGAUUUUGUUAAUCGUAUCAGAAAGGCUUGUCCAGAGCGGAGGGGAAAAUCAAUCAAAUGAAGGAAUAACUCAAAAUCAUGAGUAACGAUAUAAAAUUUUUGAAUCUGUUGAAUAAAUAUUUGAAAUUAGAAAAUGGAAGGUAUUGAAAGAAGCGGCACUUAAGAAUGCUAAAUCCAUUUAUAUACCAUUAAUAACCAAAGAGAGAGAAAAAGAUGAAAAGUAAGACAAUACAUUAAGUAUUUUAAUAAAUUUAGAACAAAUUAAUGAUACUCAAGGAGAAUUGAAUCAGUUUUUAUUAGAAGGGAAAGAAACAAUGUUAUUAAUUCAUGGGGUAGCUGGAUCUGGCUAAGAAAAUAGAAGAAUUUAUUUGGAAAUUACAUAAUAAAAAUAUAAAAAUUAGAAAUCAAAUUCUCAUACCUGUUUAUAUCUACUAACCCUCUUUAAAAAUUCCUGUAUUUUAAGCGUAGAGGAAACACUUCAUCAAGAUGAAUACAACUUUGACUAACUUUAAUUAAAAGAGUGCAAAGAGAUUUUAUAGAAGUAAGAAUUCAAAUUGUUAUUGUUAAUGGAUAAGCUAUGA
This is a messenger RNA of Paramecium octaurelia, 1066 nucleotides long. The record is from the annotation of a GenBank genome assembly. Lineage: Eukaryota; Ciliophora; Oligohymenophorea; Peniculida; Parameciidae.